UGAGCGUUGACGGUCUGUCACAUUUCACGCUGACACCAAGCGAACAGUGGGCUCAUACACACACAUUCACAUACACUCAGGCAGGGCUCACUAUAUUAUCGACAGAUCCGCGUCAGGAGUACAGUCGUGGAGAGCGCAUUGAAGUGUCUGAAAGCUUCUUCUGUGAGAGGAAACGAGAGGAAAACGCAGAAAAAAAGAAACAGAGGAAAUCCCCCGAAAGGAAAUGCCAAUCGCAGCCGCUGGACAGCCAACGACCCAGGAGCCUAGAGUUUGCCCCCGGCUGCCCUCCACCCCGGAGCCUGUCCCUAAAGGGGCUGAUUUAUUCGACGAGGCGGGGGCGGCGGAGUCGGCGGAGCGAACAGAGUACGGGGGCGCGGAGGGGGGCAGAGGACUCGGGGGCUAUAGUUACAGCCAGAGCGGCGCUAGGGGCUUUGUACAGCCUGGAUCCACCAACGGCUCUCCGCCGCAGUCCCCAACCGCGUCUUCAUCUUUUCUCUUCCACCCCCUUCACCCCCACCAAAUGGCCAUGGAACCCCCAAGGACUCGAUCGCGUUCUCGGUCUGGAUAUUACCAGCAGUACGGUGGUGGGAAUGGCACCGGAAUUACCGGCAGCGGAGUCAUGGGAUCUAACCAUCACCACCACCACCAUCAGCAGCAGCAACUGCAUCCACAGCAGCAGCACGGUGCCGGUUGCGCACCACUUGGAGCUCACAGCAAUCACUCGGAGAACCAGCAGCGAACCCCAGGAAGUAACGCCUCUCCCGGCAUUCAGAGGCUUUCUUCUGUUCCCGGAGCGCACCGCAUUUCGGCGGCAGGAGCCUCUGGUGGAUCCUACCACUGCCACCCAGACAACGCAUACGGAGAGGAGAGUGAUAAGAGUGAGGAAAGCCCCAGUCCAAAGCGCCAGAGGCUGUCCAGUCAGUCCGUCUUGGAACAACUAACCUCAUCAGCCCCCCCACCGUCCACCCCAUCUCCCCCCAUCCGCCCUUGGGAGUCAGGACCCCCAAGUCGGAGACAACCUCACCCCCACACACACUACCACCAGGAGAGAUGCCUCACUCCCGCUCGGCACAGACGCAGCCCACCAGCGAGGCGUCAGCGCGGUCGUCUAUCCAGACCUACCCGUCACUUGCCUCCCCAUCACCACCCCUCCACCCAAGGCCCCGCACCUCGCCAAUCACCAUCUGAGCUCCAGGAUGAAAACUACCACCACAACCCCCACCCCACCACACACCAGACAUAUCCAACACAUACACCCAGCGCGUACGGUCAGCCCCCCACAGCUGGCGGUGGUGGGGCGGGUUCGGAGGAGCCACGAGCUUUCCACCCCCCCACCUUGUCGCCACGGCUACUGCAUCCAGCUGCCCACCACCACCAUCACCUCCAUCAUCAGCAACAGCAUCAUGCAGCACAACAGCAGCAAGGAGCCAUGGUCAUGGACUUGCAUGAACAGCUGCAGCAAGGCAGUGUACCAGUCUCCUACACAGUGACCCCAGUCCCUCCUCACGGUCUCGCAGCACCUUUGUGUAGUGGUCAGCACCUUCCCCCUACCUGCUCCUCGCAACAACAGGUUCCCGCCUGCAGUGUGGUCUUCAGCGCUGGACAACACUACCACCCGAUGCUACAGGCUUGUUCAAUGCAACAUUUGCCAGUGCCCUAUGCCUUUCCCUCACUGCUGUCCAGUGACCCUCAGUUCCUGCUUCCUCCUCCACCUCACCUUUCUCACCACCCACCCCACCUCCCCACGCCCGGACAGUUCCUGCCUUUCCAGACACAACAGCCUCGAUCGCCGUUACAGACGAUCGAAAAUGAGGUUGAGCUUCUGGGAGAGCAGCUUUCAGUGGGUGGAGGCUUCAGCUACGCCCACCACCAUCACCACCACCAUCACCACCAGCCUCCUUCCACCCUGCCGCCCUCCACACCACUCCAGUUUCUCUCGCAUCAUGACCCCCUGUCACAGGAGCUCUUUACAGUGCCCUAUCCUCACUUUAUGCCUCGCCGAUUCACAAGCCGGCGUUACCGCUCUCAGCAGGCUGUUCCCCCGUCACCCUACCACCCCAGCUUCUUGCCUUACUUCCUGUCCAUGCUUCCUGUGCCCCCAAAUGUGGCCCCCACUAUCAGUCUAGAGCUGGAUGUGGAUGAUGGAGAGGUGGAGAACUAUGAGGCCCUUUUGAACCUUGCAGAGCGUCUAGGAGAGGCCAAGCCCCGUGGUCUAACGAAGGCAGAUAUAGAACAGCUUCCAUCAUACAGGUUCAACCCCAACAACCAUCAGUCUGAACAAACACUGUGUGUGGUGUGUAUGUGUGACUUCGAGUCUCGCCAGCUUUUAAGAGUCCUGCCAUGUAAUCAUGAGUUCCACGCCAAAUGUGUAGACAAGUGGCUUAAGGCUAACCGGACCUGUCCUAUCUGUCGAGCCGAUGCCUCUGAGGUCCAAAGGGACUCUGAGUGACAUAUGAUUUGUAUCAACAGCCGACACCCACAGUCCCUGAUUUCCCUUUUGACUCUCUUUUGGAUGCACCAACCAAUCAGCAAACUUCUCUCCCUCUAUAACACGUCAUCGCUCAAACAUUCUGCCACAGAACUGGGACCAGUGCUCCUUAAUCCUUCACUCUUUAUCCUCCAGGACACUGAACAGUAAUUCUCACCUGGGAUCAGCAUUAGGGGUGUGGAAGCUUUCUACUGACUUGUGCUCACUUUAUUGCUGGACUUCCUAGGCCUUCUGUUAUGGACUACUACUCUGCCUUCUACACAUGGUUCCUCCUUUCUAUGAAUGGCCUUUGAAACACACAGUGUCACAUGCAGGUGGACAUAUAUAUGUGUAUUUUUUAAACUCAUCAUGCCCUUCCAAACUGAUGCGACCUGUUCAGUCUACAGAUGGACAGAGAAAAGACUGCUUUGAAAAACUUCUGUAAAGUUGUACUAACAAACCCUACGGGAGAAUCUGCAGUCCAAAGAUUAUUUUAAUGUCAUUGUUAUUAUUCUGGUUAUAAUGAAGCAUUUACAUCUUGGCUUGCAGAGACUGUCAAUCUUACUAAACUCAUUAUAAUUACAGUUGAACUGAAUCAGUCCAUUUUAAUUUCUGUAUGUGUAUUCUUGCAUUCCUUAACAUGAGAGCAGUCUAUAUGGGGUGGAACAAAGAUACUGUAUAAGGUGUGUCAAAGAGUGAGCUACUUUGCAACAGUGAAAAUAUACUUUAUUUUGUCUAGAUGUGUGUCUGCAUGUAAAUGCGAGUGUGUGUGUGUGUGUGUGUGUGUGUGUUACUCUUCCUGUGGUAUUCAUACAGUUCACGUGGUACAGAUUGAAUUAACGUCAGACCUUUACAGCCAAGAUUUACUUAAAAAUCAAACAAGUGUAGGACCAGGAACUCCUCCAGGGGAGUGAACAAUGCUGUGUCAUAUGUCUUUGUGUUUAUGCCACACUUCAUUAACACACCCUACAACCUCAGCUCCAUCACUCCACACCUGUCCAUCUACAUUGUUCUUACCUGAAAUCAGUAGAGGCUGAAGACUUUUGAUUGGUCAUUUUUUGUGAUUCAGUAUUUCCUAACCAUAAUGAAACAAAUCAUGACUAUUUAUCUCUGUCUUGACAUAUCCACUAAGCUCUCCCCCAAGGCACAUCAUGUGAAUACAGUUAGUUCUUACGUAGCUGGCCAGGUGGAUGCAAAACAUUCAUUAAAACAUCUCCAAAACUGUCAUUCAUGCCCAGUUUUCUAGCUUUCUUAAAGAAGUAAGGCAUUUGAAGACAUGUGUCUGUACCUGCCUUGGUACCCAAGCAGCUGUGUGUUUUGGCAGAUACACGUGCAAUGUUUUCUCCAUCACUGACAGGGAUCAAGCUUAAAGAGACUUAAAAGGUCAUAGCUAAAUCUACUGUGUUUCACCAGACAGCAGAUCUGACACUUCAGCACUUUAAUACAUAGAUUUAAGACCUACACACUCUCAUACCAUAUAUAUCACAUUGUGAACAAACCACUGAGCAGUUUUUCAGUCAGUGUGUGUAUGUGAGCAAACAUUUGAAUGCAUUAAAAACAUACAUCUCCACUAUCAGUAUCCCAAUCUGUCAACCCUUUCAUGUUCUCUCUGCACAUCUGUACAGAGGUUUUCUGGGCUCUGUUUCUUAAUGAUACUUCAUCUCUGUUAGGCCUAUGUCAGCAUGUCAUAAUGUAACUCCAGGAUGUUCACCUCAUGCACAGAGUAGGCUUUAUAAUGUAAUUUAUCACUAUUUAUCACAAGUGGUAUUUUGUGUCAAAAUGACAACCUGACAUAGGCCUUAGAGAGGUUGUGUUGACAAAAGGUUGGUUUGGAAAGUUCAGCCACCCACCUGCAGUCUUACAUCUGAGAUCCAUCCAUCCAUCCAAUAUCUAUACCGCUUAUCCAUUAAGGGUCGCUGGGGGGCUGGAGACAUCUGAGAUGCCUUUUAUAAACCUUCAUUUUCCAGGUACAACCAGUGUCACCACAGGAGACCAAUACAUUUGUUUAAACCCAUUUAAUGCAAACCAAGAGUAUCAGUGUCUGGGAAGAAUGUUCAUUUAAUACAACUCCUCCUAAGUCUUGUCAGUGUAAAAAGUCAUGUAAUAUCCAUGGGAAUGGAGGGAAAUGAUAUUUUCUGUCAUUGUUUUUUUUGCCCUUUGGAGUCAAAGGUCAUAUUCAUGACUGUAUGCAUCCAUUUUGUGUCUUAGGAUUGUUUUUGUGUUGGACAGUUUUCUGUUGCUUGGUACACUAGCAAUUACCUCAGUCCCACUAUUUAUGUCUUUUCAGAAAAUGGUGCAGCCAGUAUGAUUAGUGCUUAUCGAGUCAUUUUGCUAAUGUUUUCCAUUUUUGUUUUGUUGGGUUGUUUGAAUAUUUUUCCUUUAAACUUUAUGAAACUCUAUCAUUAAAAUGGUGUCAUAGUAGUUUCAUCAUGUAUUAUAUCUGUAACCAAAAUCAUUUGAAGGCCUGUUAUGAAAAUGAAAUUUUUAACAAACAUUUGUACAUUUUGUAUGAGAGUUAUUACUAGUAAUACUUUAUUAAGUAGUGCAAUGAUUUUUUUAAUCCCUUACCCCAUCUUUUGGAUUUCAAAAGCUGGUUCAAUAAUAAAUGUAUAACAUCCUCUUCUAAAA
Lates calcarifer (barramundi perch) is the source of this 5095-nucleotide messenger RNA. RefSeq names its product ring finger protein 38 (gene rnf38). The transcript has 13 exons. Lineage: Eukaryota; Metazoa; Chordata; Actinopteri; Centropomidae. The coding region runs from base 224 to 2449 and encodes 741 amino acids. The record is from RefSeq and is a predicted model, not a curated record.